Molecule: messenger RNA, 902 nt
Organism: Macrosteles quadrilineatus (aster leafhopper)
Lineage: Eukaryota; Metazoa; Arthropoda; Insecta; Hemiptera; Cicadellidae
Gene: Prosbeta6
Product: proteasome subunit beta type-1
Exons: 4
Coding region: 132-845 (237 amino acids)
Cellular component (GO): proteasome core complex
Source: RefSeq, a predicted model, not a curated record
GCAACGCAAUUAAGCAAAGUGUGUCUUGCCUUCUGGGGCUAAGGUUAGGUUAUCAGGACUUAUUUAUCAAUAUCUUCCUACCGUAUUCAAUUAGUAAUAUUAAAGUGUAGGCCUUCACAAAAAAUUACACCAUGGCUAUGGCUUAUCAAAUGGGCAAUUCACCGGUAGCACACACUGAUUAUCUUGGACCUAAGAAAGCUCAAGGAUUUAGUCCCUAUGAUGACAAUGGAGGCACCUCUGUGGCGAUCGCUGGGCCAGACUUUUGUGUUGUGGCUUCUGACUCUCGACUGGGCACCGGCUACUCUAUUUACACUCGGGAUCAGUCCAAACUGUUCCGUCUCACUGACCAGACCGUGCUCGCCUCCUCGGGCUGUUGGUGCGACACACUCUCUCUCACUCGCCUCCUUGAGGCCAGACUGACUAUGUACUACCACGAGCACAACAAGCAGAUGUCGUCGCCAGCCGUGGCUCAGAUGCUGUCCACUAUGAUGUACAAUAAGCGGUUCUUCCCGUACUACGUGAGCAACAUCAUAGCGGGCCUGGACACGGAAGGCAAGGGCGCCGUCUACAGCUACGACCCCAUUGGACACUAUGCCAGAUCUGCGUACAGAGCCGUGGGCAACUCCGGACACUUGCUGCAGUCUCUGCUUGACAACCAGCUGGGAUUCCACAACAUGGAGGGUGUAACGGCGACCCCUCCUACCGUGGAGAAGGCUGUCAAUCUGGUUAAGGAUGCAUUCAUCUCCGCAGCUGAGAGAGAGAUUGGCACCGGAGAUGCAGUUAUUAUCAAUGUCAUCACUAAGGAUGGUAUCAAGGUGGAAUCUUUCCCUCUCCGCAAGGACUAAAUUGUAUUGAGCUUUUUUGCAGGUUUUGUCUUUUUUCAAUAAAUUGUUUGAUUUAUA